This is a messenger RNA of Aspergillus chevalieri, 618 nucleotides long. RefSeq lists its product as uncharacterized. Bases 1 to 618 code for a protein of 205 amino acids. Lineage: Eukaryota; Fungi; Ascomycota; Eurotiomycetes; Eurotiales; Aspergillaceae. The transcript is spliced from 2 exons. Gene Ontology annotation, biological process: secondary metabolic process. The record is from RefSeq and is a predicted model, not a curated record.
AUGAGUCCUGGGCUGAUUCCAUUGAAUGGACCGGAGUAUACAAAAGAGGGUCUUGAGAUAUGCUUCGCACUUUCAUACUACAUCAGAAUGCGUCUCGUAUCCAAUCUACUCCCUCUUCUUUCCCAAUCACAGCACCCACAUGUCCUCAGCGUGCUCAACGGCGGCAAAGAGAAGGCCAUAUACGACAACAACAUCGGCCUUGCGAAGAACUGGUCCCCAAUCGCGGUCAUCAAUCACACCACCACAAUGACAACGCUCUCAUUCGAGUACCUCUCAGAAAAGAACGAGCAAAUCACCUUCAUGCACGCAUUCCCCGGCUGGGUCCAAACGGACAUCUUUGCCCGGCUGACACCUCCAGAGUCAUCGGAGAUUCUUUGGAGGAUGACGCUAGCAGCGGUUCGUGGUGUUGUAGCGCUGGUUAUGAGAUUCUUUGGUAUCUCGACGGAGGAAAGUGGGGAGAGACAUGUUUAUCAUCUUACGAGUGAGAGUAGCUUUGGGCCGGGUGCGUGGCGGAUUGAUAAUUCGAGCGAGGUGGUUACUUUGUCUGGUGUGCUGGGGCGAUAUAGGGAGGGUGGAUGGCCGGGGAAGAUUUUGGGAGUAUACUUUGGGUGUGUUUGA